This is a messenger RNA of Quercus robur (English oak), 1497 nucleotides long. Its product is annotated as serine carboxypeptidase 24-like. The coding region runs from base 1 to 1497 and encodes 498 amino acids. Lineage: Eukaryota; Viridiplantae; Streptophyta; Magnoliopsida; Fagales; Fagaceae. The record is from RefSeq and is a predicted model, not a curated record. Gene Ontology annotation, molecular function: serine-type carboxypeptidase activity. The transcript has 10 exons. Gene Ontology annotation, biological process: proteolysis; brassinosteroid mediated signaling pathway. Gene Ontology annotation, cellular component: vacuole.
AUGGUGGAGCUCGGUUGUUUUCUUCCCAAGCCCACCACUUUUCAGCCCCCAAAUUGGAGAGGAAAUGAGGGAGAAAAGGUAUCAGUUGGCCUUCUGGAGGGUCCAAUGGUGUUCCAAAGUGUAAUCCUUAAACUCAUCAUGUCCUUACUCUUUUUCUCUUCAACCAUCACCACUGUCAUUGCUACCUUGCCAAAACAACAAGAGCUAGAUCGAAUUUCAGCACUGCCUGGACAACCACCAGUCACAUUUUCUCAAUUUUCUGGCUAUGUUACGGUCAACGAGCAACAUGGACGAGCUCUCUUCUACUGGUUGACUGAAGCCACUUCUUUUCCUGAAAAGAAACCUCUUGUUCUUUGGCUCAAUGGAGGGCCAGGUGCUUCAUCGGUGGCAUAUGGAGCAUCGGAGGAAAUCGGGCCAUUUAGGAUUAACCAGACUGGUUCAUCUCUUUAUCUCAAUGAGUAUUCAUGGAAUAAAGAAGCGAAUCUUUUAUUUCUUGAAUCGCCUGCUGGUGUUGGUUUCUCGUACACAAAUUCAAGCUCCAAUCUUAAAUAUUCUGGAGAUAAACAAACUGCUGAGGAUGCUCUAGUAUUUCUAAUUAAAUGGAUGUCAAGAUUUCCACAAUACAAACAUCGAGAAUUCUACAUUGCUGGGGAGAGCUAUGCUGGGCAUUAUGUUCCCCAAUUGGCAGAGAAAAUUGUCGAAUAUAAUAAGGCACUCUUGCAACCCAUUUUCAACCUUAAAGGAUUUAUAGUGGGAAAUGCUCUAAUUGAUGAGUACUAUGACUUCAUUGGAAAAAUAAUAUAUUGGUGGAGCCAUUCAAUGAUAUCUGAUACAAGCUACCGAUCAAUUCUCAAGAAAUGCAAUUUCAAGGAGGUACAUAAAUCACAGGAAUGUAAUGCUGCAGUGCGCUAUGUCGAGGCUCAUGAGCAUGGAAACAUAAAUGAACACAGUAUUUAUACACCACUUUGCAUGGAAUUGCUUAAUAAUACUAUGAGGUCUCCAAGGCUCAAAAAUACUCUAUUGCAUCGAAGGGUCUCAGGGUAUGAUCCAUGUGCUAUACAUUAUGCGAAGAAGUAUUAUAAUCUACCAGAAGUACAAAAAUCAAUGCAUGCAGAUGUUAAUGGAAUUCUUCACUACUGGACUGAUUUCAGUGCUGAUGUCAACAGCAAUUGGACUGAUUCUGAAAUUUCUAUGUUGCCGACAUAUAAGAAGCUGAUUGCAGCUGGUCUAAGAAUAUGGGUUUUCAGUGGGGACACAGAUGCAGGAGUUCCAGUAACUGGCACUAGGUUAUCUCUCAACCAUCUCAAUCUAACAGUUAAAACUGAGUGGUAUCCAUGGUACGCAGAUGAUCAGGUUGGAGGAUGGACAGAGGUCUACAAUGAGCUAACUUUUGCUUCAGUGAGAGGAGCUGGCCACGAGGUUCCACAAUAUCAACCCAAGCGAGCAUUCAUUCUUUUCAAAUCUUUUUUGGCAGGGAAGGAAUUGCCAAAAUCUUGA